UAACGAUAUAAGGGCGAAAUUGAACCUAUAGAUCCAUAAUUAUUAUUAUCAAUAAUAGUUGUAAAAAAUAAAAUCAUUUUUGGAUCUUUUUUACACACACAUUCAUUCAUUUCAUAGUAUAGCACCGUUUUAGAUAGUAUCGAUCCUACAUCUUAAAUGUCCGAUAUUGAGAAUAAUUCUGUGCUAUUGAGGCCACAGAGCCGUCUAUUGACGUUUCUCCUCUCAAAGAAAGUUCCACCACUCCCGUCAGAUGAGGAACGUAUGGUCCAUCCAGGAAAGUCCGCAAAUAUAUUUUCAAAGAUUUUCUUUUGGUGGUUAAUCCCGGUGAUGAACUCUGGUUAUAAGAGAACUCUCGAGCCUGCCGAUCUCUACAAGUUAUAUGAUGAUAUUAAGGUAGAACAGAUGACCGAAAUAUUUUAUGGUCAUCUUAAGACUAAAAUUGCAAGUGCUGAAACGAAAUUUAUCAACCAAAAGAGAAAGGAACGUAAUGAUACUACACCAAGAACUCCAGAGUCAGAUGAAGAAGACUUGAAGGAUUUUGUCUUCCCCAAAAGUUUGACUAUUCUUGCUCUUUUCCAAACUUUCAAAUGGCAAUAUUUGACUUCAUGCUUGUGUUUGUGCUUGGCCAACGUUGGUAAUACUUGUAACCCUUUACUUACCAAGAAAUUGAUUAAGUUCGUUGAAAUGAGAUCGCUUGGAUUGAUUUCGCAUCCUGGAAAGGGUAUCGGAUACUCCUUUGGUGCUGCAUUUCUUAUCUUACUUGGAGGUAUUUUUAUCAAUCAUUUCUUUUACCGUUCAAUGCUUACAGGUGCGCAAGUUAAGGCUGUGUUAACCAAGGCAAUCCUCGAUAAGUCAUUCAAGUUGAACCCUGAAUCGAGACACAAGUAUCCUACUUCAAAGAUCACUUCCAUGAUGGGUACCGAUUUGGCGAGAAUUGAUUUUGCAAUUGGUUUUCAACCAUUUUUGCUCGUUUUCCCUAUUCCAAUUGGUAUUGCUAUUGCCAUUUUGGUAGUUAAUAUUGGUGUUUCUUCAUUAGUUGGUAUUGCUGUGAUGCUUUGUUUCAUGGUUGGUAUUGCCAUCAGUACCAAAAAAUUGUUUGGAUACAGAUUCACAGCAAACAAGUUUACCGAUAGAAGAGUUAACUUUAUCAAAGAAGUAUUGAAUAACUUGAAGAUCAUAAAGUUUUAUUCCUGGGAACCUCCAUAUUUGGACAAGAUUUCAGAUGUUAGAAAAAGUGAAAUGAGAAUUCUUUACAAGAUGAACAUCUUGAGAAAUUUCGUCACUGCCUUCGCCAUGUCUUUAUCUUUACUUUCUUCUAUGAUUGCCUUCCUCGUCUUAUACGCUUUGAGUAAACAUGGAAGUAAAAGAGAUCCUGCUAAUAUUUUUUCUUCUCUUUCUCUUUUCAACGGUUUGACCCAACAAGUUUUCUUGAUCCCCAUGGCUUUAUCUUCUGGAAGUGAUGCCUUCAUUGGUAUUGCAAGAGUUGGUGAAUAUUUAUACGCUGGUGAAGUUGAUACCGAGAAGAAUAAGAUCGAAGCUGAUGAUGAAAAAUUGGCCAUUAUGCAAAAGGAAGAUGUAGCUAUUGAAAUUGAAAAUGCCACGUUCAAAUGGGAGUCAUUCGAAUCCGAGGAAACCGACCAAGAUACUGACGUCAAAGGUAAGUCAAAGGGUAAAGAUUCAGUGGAAUUGUCAGAAGUUAAAAAGGAGUCCUACACGGAAAAGGAUUCUGGUGAAUCUUCCAAGUCAUCAGAACAAUCCACUUUGCAAGACACUUCUUUCCCUGGUUUGAACAACAUCGAUUUAAACAUUAAAACAGGAGAAUUCGUUGUUAUUACUGGGUUGAUUGGAUCUGGUAAAUCAUCUCUUUUAAAUGCUAUUUCUGGAUUCAUGUCUCGUGAAAGUGGUAAUGUUCUGGUUAAUGGUAAUUUGUUACUUUGUGGUCAACCAUGGGUUCAAAAUGAGACAUUUAAAGAAAAUAUUUUGUUUGGUCUUGAAUAUAAUGAGCAACAGUAUAACGAUGUUGUGUACGCUUGUUCCUUAGAAAGUGAUUUGGAAAUCUUACCUGCUGGAGAAAAAACUGAAAUCGGUGAAAGAGGUAUUACUUUAUCUGGUGGUCAAAAGGCUAGAAUUAAUUUAGCCAGAGCUGUUUAUGCCAACCCUGAUAUCAUUUUAUUGGAUGACGUUUUAUCUGCUGUUGAUGCUAGAGUUGGUAAGCAUAUUAUGAACAACUGUAUUUUAGGAUUAUUAAAAGAUAAGACUAGAAUCUUGGCCACCCAUCAAUUGUCUUUGAUUGGAUCCGCUGACAGAAUUAUUUUCUUGAAUGGUGAUGGAAGUAUCUCCGUUGGAACAGUUGAUGAAUUGCAAAAUGAAAAUGAAGGAUUCAGAAAAUUGAUGACUUUCAGCAGUCAAGCAGAAAAGGAAGAAGAAGAAGAAGAAGAAGUCGAAGAAUUUGAAUUAAUUAAGGAAGAAGAUGAAGCUGAAGCUGAAAGAGAAAGAAUUGAACGUCAACUCUCCAGAAGACAAACUGUUGUUGAUGAAGAAGCUAUUCAUAAGGAUUAUAAGACCAACAAGGACGAAAAGGGAACUUUAUUCGAAAGAGAAGAAAGUGCUGUCAAUGGAAUUAGUUUUAAGGUUUACAAGAACUACGUCAAAUUGGGUUCAGGUAUGUUCAAAAGGUAUAGUAUUGUACCAGUUAUUUCGGUUGCCACUAUGUUAGCCACCUUCUGUUCUUUAUUUGCCAACACUUGGCUUUCAUUCUGGACUGGAGGUAAGUUUGAAGGAAGAUCUGAUGGGUUUUACAUCGGUCUCUAUGUUAUGUUUACCAUUUUGUCUUUCCUCCUCUUGUGUUUUGAGUUUAUGCUUCUCGCAUACCUUUGUAACAGAGCAGCUGUCAACUUGAAUAAUAAAGCGGUUUCUAAAUUAUUGAGAGCACCUAUGUCAUUCAUGGACACAACUCCAAUGGGUAGAAUUCUUAACAGAUUUACAAAGGAUACCGAUGUUGUUGAUAACGAAAUUGGUGACCAGAUCAGAUUCUUCUUCUUCACAUUUGCCAACAUUAUCGGAGUCAUUAUUCUUUGUAUUAUUUACUUGCCUUGGUUUGCAAUUGCUGUGCCUUUCUUAAUCUUCUUGUUCGUUGCUAUUUCAAAUUACUAUCAAGCUUCUUCAAGAGAAAUUAAAAGACUUGAAGCUACUCAAAGAUCAUUUGUUUACAAUAACUUUAAUGAAACUUUGGGUGGUAUGAAUACUAUCAAGGCUUAUAAGGCUUCUAAUAGAUUCUUGACGAAAAACAGUAAGUUUAUUGAUAAUAUGAAUGAAGCUUAUUUUAUUACUAUUGCUAAUCAACGUUGGCUUGGUAUUCAUUUGGAUCUUAUUGCUUGUGUUUUCGCCUUAGUCAUUGCACUUUUGUGUGUUAACCGAGUAUUUAAGAUUAAUGCUUCUUCAGCUGGUUUAUUGUUAUCCUAUGUCUUACAGAUUGUCGGUCAGUUGUCCAUGUUGAUUAGAACUUAUACUCAAUUAGAAAAUGAAAUGAAUUCAGUUGAAAGACUUUCUAAUUAUGCUUAUAACUUGCCAGAGGAAGCUGCUUACAAUAUUUCUGAAACCACACCUCCUCCAACUUGGCCAUCUCAAGGUGUUAUCGAAUUCAAGAACGCCGACUUGGCCUAUAGACCAGGUCUUCCAUUGGUGUUGAAAAACCUUUCUUUCAACGCGAAGGCUAGUGAAAAGAUUGGUAUUUGUGGCAGAACUGGUGCUGGUAAAUCAUCUAUCAUGACAGCAUUAUAUAGAUUAUCAGAAUUAUCUGGUGGUCAGAUUAUAAUCGAUGGCAUCGAUAUUGCAUCACUUGGUUUACAAGAACUCAGAUCUAAAUUGUCAAUUAUUCCACAAGAUCCAGUUUUAUUCCAAGGGAAUAUUAGAAAGAAUUUGGAUCCAUUUGGACAAAGUUCAGAUGCCAAAUUGUGGGAUGCAUUAAGAAGAUCUGGUCUUAUUCCCGAGGAUCGUAUUGAACAAGUUCAACUUCAAGGAAAGGAUGACGAAAAUUUGCAUAAAUUCCAUUUAGAACAAAAUGUUGAAGAUGAUGGGGUUAACUUUUCAUUAGGUGAAAAGCAAUUGAUUGCAUUUGCAAGAGCAUUAGUUCGUGAAUCCAAGAUUUUGAUUCUUGAUGAAGCUACUUCUUCCGUGGAUUACGAAACUGAUAGUAAAAUCCAAAACACUGUUGUAAAUGAGUUCAGUGAUUGUACAAUCUUGUGUAUUGCACACAGAUUGAAGACAAUCGUAAACUAUGAUAAGAUUUUGGUACUUGAUAAGGGUGAACUUAAAGAGUUUGAUACGCCUUGGAAUUUAUUUAAUACCAAAGAUAGUAUUUUCCAACAAAUGUGUGAAAGAAGUAACAUUGAAGCACAAGACUUUGCUAGAAAGGACUUGUAAAGCUUUUAAAUAUGAAGAAAAUUAAGAGUUGC
Molecule: messenger RNA, 4454 nt
Organism: [Candida] anglica
Lineage: Eukaryota; Fungi; Ascomycota; Pichiomycetes; Serinales; Debaryomycetaceae
Source: the annotation of a GenBank genome assembly